Molecule: messenger RNA, 1534 nt
Organism: Populus nigra (black poplar)
Lineage: Eukaryota; Viridiplantae; Streptophyta; Magnoliopsida; Malpighiales; Salicaceae
Product: probable sodium/metabolite cotransporter BASS4, chloroplastic
Exons: 14
Coding region: 73-1320 (415 amino acids)
Cellular component (GO): chloroplast envelope
Source: RefSeq, a predicted model, not a curated record
CUUCACACGCAUUCCCUCACUCUCUUUUUGCUUGUCUAGAGAGAAGAGAGUUACCGUUUCAGUUCGCUGUUGAUGGCGGGAAGGAUCCAAACCAUGAUUCUCGCUCCUCGACCCACCCAAACACCGUCGUUCCGCCACCGGCAGCUAAAUUUCCCGGCAACUCGCACCACCGCGUACUCUACUCGUUCCGUUUUAUUCAAUCGUAGCCGCUCGAUCUCAUCUCCACUCAGAAUCAGAGCUAAUCAACUGCCCGAUCAGAUAGAUGACAAUGGGAGUGGAGGUGCAAAAACUCUAGGAAAAUCACUACUGAAUUUUGCAGAUAAUAAUUUUCUUCCACUAGCACUUAUUGGUGGAGUCGUGUCAGGGCUUGCAAAUCCUACUCUUGGUUGCUUAGCCGAUAAAUAUUAUCUGUCGAAAUUCAGCACGUUUGCGAUAUUUAUAACAUCUGGUUUGACGUUGAGAAAUGGGGAGAUCGGUGAUGCUAUAGAAGCGUGGCCUGUUGGAGUUUUUGGGAUUUGCUCCAUUUUGUUAUUUACACCAUUCUUGUCGAAGAUAAUUUUGCAAAUUCAACUCCAACCUCAGGAGUUUGUAACAGGUUUGGCUAUAUUUUGCUGUAUGCCAACUACAUUAUCAAGUGGGGUGGCUCUAACCCAGCUUGCCGGGGGGAAUUCUGCACUUGCUCUUGCGAUGACAGUGGUGUCGAAUCUGCUAGGAAUUUUGAUUGUUCCAUUUUCUAUCUCCCGAUUCAUUGCUGCUGGAAUUGGUGUAUCUGUGCCAACCAAGGAAUUGUUUAGAAGUCUGGUUAUCACACUUUUAAUCCCUCUUAUUUUGGGGAAGAUUUUUCGAGAAUCCUUCAAAGGUAUGGCAGACUAUGUUGAUCGAAAUCGUAAGCUCUUCUCGAAGAUGAAUGCAAUUUUCCUUAGUUUAGCUCCAUUUAUACAAGUGAGCAGGUCAAGGUCUAUGCUGCUAAUGGUCAAGCCUUCUGUUUUUCUUGUUGCUGUUGGGAUGGGAGUACUUUUGCAUCUCAUCCUCUUAUCUUUUAAUGUUCUCGCGAUACAAGGCUUCUCAACAGUCUCUGGUACCAACCAGUUAGCCUCUGCCAAGAAAAAAAAUGCAACUGCUUACGUGCUUGUUGCAAGCCAGAAAACUCUUCCUGUUAUGGUAGCAGUGGUGGAACAGCUGGGUGGUGCAUUUGGUGAAUCUGGUUUGCUGGUUCUUCCUUGUGUUGCUGCACAUUUAAAUCAGAUCAUCAUGGACUCUUUUCUUGUUAAUUUCUGGCUUCGGAAGGAUCUCGCAUCAAAAAGUGCCAAGGUAGCAUGAGUCAUGGCAGUGAUGAUCACGAAUGCUUGAUGUGGAACAAUAUUGGUCUGAGAACACUGCUUCAUCAUCUCUUGGCUAUUUUUGGCUGCUAACGUUUUAUGGGAUAAUUAGAGCGAAUUGGGGGGCCGAUGUGUUGUCAUUUUAUGAAGGAUGUUUGGUUGGUUAGCUACCUGAUCAUAAAUGAAUGAAAAUGAAACCAUCCUAGUUAUAUGAA